This is a messenger RNA of Eimeria tenella, 384 nucleotides long. RefSeq lists its product as uncharacterized. The record is from RefSeq and is a predicted model, not a curated record. NCBI's taxonomy places the organism in Eukaryota, Apicomplexa, Conoidasida, Eucoccidiorida, Eimeriidae. The annotation marks the transcript as partial. The transcript has 2 exons.
AAGCUGCAGCUGAAGCAGGAGAAGCUGCAGCUGCAGCAGCAGAAGCUGCAGCUGAAGCAGGAGAAGCAUCAGCGGCAGAAGCUGCAGCUGCAGCACCAGAAACGCAGGCAGCAGAAGCUGCAGCAGCAGAAGCUGCUGAAGCUGCCGCUGGAGCAGCAGAAGCUGCAGCUGCAGCAGCGGAAGCUGCAGCUGCAGCAGCAGAAGCUGCAGCUGAAGCAGCAGAAGCUCAGCUGCAGCAGCAGAAGCUGCAGCUGCAGCAGCAGGAGGCUGGAGCAGCAGAAGCUGCAGCUGCAGCAGCAGAAGCUGCAACAGAAGCUGCAGCAGCAGAAACUGCUGCAGCAGCAGCAGCAGCAACGUGUGGGGCUGUUUAACUUUUAUUUUUAA